AUGAAAGGAAAGUUUAUAUCUGACAGAGCCACUAGAAACAACGUCGUUUCUCGAUUGAAAGCUGCAUAUGAGAAACCCCAGCAGGAUAAAGAUAUGACUCUAACUUGUUCGAAAGAAAAGGGGACCAGUUCAGCCUCUACAGCAGCUUCAAAGAAGAAAGUAGGCGGAUUUUUGUGGGGUGGGGGGCGGAAAAAGAAUCAGGGUUCCUUACGGAGAGAAUCAAUCAAGGAAGAUGAACCCUCUGAGAUUAUAAUUGAAGAAGUCUUGGAGGAAGAUUUUGAUGAAGAAGUGAUUGAAGAGGUUAUAGAAGAGGUCCUUGAAGAGCCACACUCUCAAUCAGGAUCCAUGCCAUCGCAUCGUGGCCGCAAUCACUUGAUGUUCGAUCAGCUGCUCAUAAAGGCUCAUGGAAAAGAAGCGGAUCUAGAUGAGUAUGAAUACGAGUAUGACGAAGUCGAAGAAGAUACUCAACGAACUAGUCGCGAUUUGACUACUUUUCGCACAGUUUCAAUGUCAAGGCGAGCACUAUUCAGCAAAGGCAAUGAUGACUACGAUGCCAUAAAGCAAUCGUUUCGAGACAUGCACAAAUCAAGACGAGCGGCCAUGAUGGAUCUGAAGACAUCCACUAGGCACAUGGCAACUAGUAUCCGAACGUUCGACGUUCGGGAUGAAAUAGACGAAGAUGAUGAAGAAUGGGAAGACCAGAUAAUCGAGAAAUGGUUUCGUCGAGAAGCCCUGCCAGAUGACUUGUCCACAGCAUGCAGAGAAUUAAUACCCAUUGUCUACAAAGGCCAAGAUGUGAAUCCAGAAGUGAUGAUAAGGCGCACGCCCCUCCCCGAAUUAUACAAGUACUUGAAACAACAUUUGGAUUACAAGCAAAUGAAGACAAAUUCGAAUCUGAAUAAGUUUGAUAAACUGUUUGGAGGAUCAGACGAUGACGGCUUCGAAGAGGAAGACUCCGACGAGGAGACCGUUGAAAUUGAUGAUGACCUCUUUUGUAAGGGUUUAAAAGCAAACAAAUUCAAAACAAGCUCCAACAAGAAAUCGACGGCAUCAAACAACUCAAAUCUAAGCAAUAAAGCAAAAUUUGAAAGUCUCCUUCGUCAAGUUCAUCAAGAGAAAGACAACGACGAGGAGGACGAUAGCGAGGCGGAAGAAGAAGAAUACUACGAGGAAGAGGAAAUUAUAUCGGGUGAUUCCGCCGUAGAGAUUGGGAAAAAGGACAAUUUGGCGCUUUUCGAAAGUAUGACAGGUGAUUUCGAAGAGGAAGUACUUUGA
Messenger RNA from Cylindrotheca closterium, 1275 nucleotides. Lineage: Eukaryota; Bacillariophyta; Bacillariophyceae; Bacillariales; Bacillariaceae. The record is from the annotation of a GenBank genome assembly.